GAAGUUCAAGAACACCAUGACCUCCACGGGCGGCCGCGACGACCUCCUGGGUACCGUGGAGCGGCACAUGGAGGUGCUGUCCUCGAAAAACGACAGCUCCGAGGUGGAGGACGUGCGGCGCAUCCUGAAGGAGGUCAGGGCGCAGUACGACCACGUGCACCUGGAGGCGGAGAGGCGCGAGAAGGAGCUCCUCCAGCUGAAGGAGGCCAUCAAGGUGGCGGACAUGGGGCAAGGCGACGGGGCCCUGGGCUCCUCGAGUAAGGAGGACCGACGGAUCGCGCUCGACAAGGAGAUAGAGGACCGAGCUGAACGAGAGCAUCUCGAAGGCUAA
Molecule: messenger RNA, 331 nt
Organism: Prorocentrum cordatum
Lineage: Eukaryota; Dinophyceae; Prorocentrales; Prorocentraceae
Source: the annotation of a GenBank genome assembly